AUGGCUGAUACUUUGUGGCAAAGCAUGGUUAUAUUUUGGCCUCCACUCUUUGCAUAUUGGAAAAGUACUGUUGAUGUAGCAAGCAUAGGUGAUCUUUGGACUUUGGCAGUGGUUAUUAUUGUCAAUUUACAUUUGGCUAUGGAUGUUGUUAGACGGUAUUGGGUGACUCAUGCUGUCAUUUGGGGAUACAUUGCUGCUACUUUCAUUGCUGUCAUGAUCAUUGAUGCUAUACCUAAACUUCUGGGUUUCUGGGCCUUCUUUCAUGAAAAAUUGAGACAGAAUCAAAGAGUUGCUGAAAAUCAACAAAUAGAAAUGCUUCCUGUCUCAUAUCAUCAACAAAGUUGUAUACUGAAGAUUGCUUAA
Molecule: messenger RNA, 363 nt
Organism: Vicia faba (fava bean)
Lineage: Eukaryota; Viridiplantae; Streptophyta; Magnoliopsida; Fabales; Fabaceae
Source: the annotation of a GenBank genome assembly